AUGAUAUAAUAGAUUUAAAAAUAUAAUAGAUUAGAAGAAUUUUUAAGCUCUUCACUUUUAUCUCAUUAGGUUCUCCGUAUUGAUCUGAGUGGCAAUCGAAUUGGUUAUGAAGGUGCAUCAGGCUUAGUUUCUGGUUUAGCAAAAUGCAUUAAUCUCUCAAAUUUGACACUUAACCUUAAUGACAAUCAAAUAGGUGAUGAAGGUGCAUCAGGCUUAGGUUCUGGUUUAGCAAAAUGCAUUAAUCUCUCAAAUUUGACACUUUAACUUUAUGGCAAUCGAAUUGGUUAUGAAGGUGCAUCAGGCUUAGUUUCUGGUUUAGCAAAAUGCAUUAAUCUCUCAAAUUUGACACUUAAUCUUAAUGACAAUCAAAUAGGUGAUGAAGGUGCAUCAGGCUUAGGUUCUGGUUUAGCAAAAUGCAUUAAUCUCUCAAAUUUGACACUUUAACUUUAUGGCAAUCAAAUUGGUUAUGAAGGUGCAUCAGGCUUAGGUUCUGGUUUAGCAAAAUGCAUUAAUCUCUCAAAUUUGACACUUUAACUUUAUGGCAAUCAAAUUGGUGAUGAAGGUGCAUCAGGCUUAGGUUCUGGUUUAGCAAAAUUUACUAAUCUCUCAAAUUUGACACUUAAUCUUGAUGGCAAUCAAAUUGGUGAUGAAGGUGCAUCAGGCUUAGGUUCUGGUUUAGCAAAAUUUACUAAUCUCUCAAAUUUGACACUUAAUCUUGAGUAAAAACAGUUUAUUUGUUUUGGAUUGUGA
This is a messenger RNA of Tetrahymena thermophila SB210, 750 nucleotides long. RefSeq lists its product as hypothetical. The transcript has 9 exons. Gene Ontology annotation, molecular function: small GTPase binding; GTPase activator activity. Gene Ontology annotation, biological process: nucleocytoplasmic transport; activation of GTPase activity. The record is from RefSeq and is a predicted model, not a curated record. Gene Ontology annotation, cellular component: perinuclear region of cytoplasm; cytosol; nucleus. NCBI's taxonomy places the organism in Eukaryota, Ciliophora, Oligohymenophorea, Hymenostomatida, Tetrahymenidae.